AUGGCAAACAGGGGCAAUCCCCAGUCAUCCCAGACGGGUGGUGCACUAGUACCCGUCGCGCUCUGUAACCCUCAAGCCUUAGCUCAAUUCUUUUCGGCGAUUCAAACAUUUUACGCGCAAUGCAGGCCUCCUGUGGCCCCUGCUUCCGCCAUAGUGGAGGUUUCACAAGAUUGCAUCCCCGACACCCCCCUCAGCCAACAGGGCCAGGCUGGCCCCUCUUCAGCCGUGGCUAGCACGUCACAUCAAGGCAUGGGGCUUCCCAGUCGCCCCCAAACACGUUUACAAACCGCACGGGCACAGAAGGCCAAGUCUAGUGCGCAGAAGGCCAAGGCCAGUGCACAGAAAUCCAAGGCUGGCUCACGGAAGUCUAAACAACCUAGUGCCGCCCCAUCUAAUACAACCCGGGAGGUAAUUGGCGUCCCUAGUGUUUUCCAGGAUCCUCCAGCUCACCACAGUCCGUCGGAGGGGUCAUCUUCAGAUGAGGAGUUACCCCCGCAGCAGGCAGUGUCAACUCCCAAUGACCCAGCCCCGCAAGACAGCAGCACCUGCGGAGGGAAGCGGAAAGCCAAGAAGAAGCACAUGUCUAAGAAGAGCAGGAGGGACAACUCUGAUUCCGAGGAUGAGACAGGUACCUCUUCUUCUGAGGAUGAUAGUGAUGCUCCCAUGGAAAUGUACUGGGGGGAGGGCGAAGAGACUGGUGUUCCCUUGUGGAUUCAUGAGAGGAGGGCCAAUUCUCACCGGAAAACCUUUAACGGUACUCUUGAAUGGAAAGAUGGGGCAUUAGUGGAAGAUGUUAAAGUUUCAACGCACUUGUCUACUGAUUUUAUCUUGGGUAAUCACCUUUCUAAGAGAAAAAGGGAUAAGAUAUUGAAUGGGGAUUUCAUAGAUAUGUUCAUGUUGCUACCACCGGCACAAAUAAAAGGAAAAGGGGAGAAAAAGCGGCAUUAUGGUAAGAAAAGAUAUAGAUCCCCUCGGGCGGAGCGUACAUUCAAGAACUGGCUCAACGGCUACCAGGUAUUCAUGGGGAUAGUGUUAGGAUGUUAUCCAAAACGUGGGUUGCACCUUGCAUCUUAUCUGGCGCACGUGAGAAGGGCUCAGGAAUUAGCGGGAGAUGAGGCUGCCAUCUCGUACAACGAGGAUUUUCGUAGGAAUGCCUUGCUGUUGUCCUCCACGUGCUGGGAUCAGAGGGACAAUAACUACUGGAUGGAGCACGUGGGGCCUUACAUCGAAAAGAAAACACACGACCAAGCAAAAUCUGGUAAGGUGGACACAAAACGGCGUAAGCACUGCUAG
Molecule: messenger RNA, 1293 nt
Organism: Podarcis lilfordi (Lilford's wall lizard)
Lineage: Eukaryota; Metazoa; Chordata; Lepidosauria; Squamata; Lacertidae
Source: the annotation of a GenBank genome assembly